Molecule: messenger RNA, 2404 nt
Organism: Asparagus officinalis (garden asparagus)
Lineage: Eukaryota; Viridiplantae; Streptophyta; Magnoliopsida; Asparagales; Asparagaceae
Product: cell division cycle 20.2, cofactor of APC complex-like
Exons: 2
Coding region: 116-1372 (418 amino acids)
Biological process (GO): positive regulation of anaphase-promoting complex-dependent catabolic process; positive regulation of ubiquitin protein ligase activity; anaphase-promoting complex-dependent catabolic process
Cellular component (GO): anaphase-promoting complex
Molecular function (GO): protein binding; ubiquitin ligase activator activity; anaphase-promoting complex binding
Source: RefSeq, a predicted model, not a curated record
GUUCUCUCUCUCAUGUUCUCUGGCUAAAUCUCUCUCUCUCUCUCUCCGUCGCCGAAGUCCCGCCAUCAAGGAAACCCUAAACCUAAGCCUAAUUUCUCGUUCUUUCACUCGAGCAAUGGAGUUCGAUGACGUCAGUCAACUGAGGCGUCGUCGGGACCGCGAAAUCCCUCUCCUUUCAUUCCCAAUGACGCCGGUGAACCCCGAUGUUCCUUCGAAAUGGGGCCAUUAUCGACAAAUCCUCAACGAUCUCUUCAGCAACAACAGCAACAACACGAAGAAGAGAAAAAGAAGCGUUCUUUAUUCCGAUCGGGUCCUCGACGCCAUCGGUCUCGAAGACGCCGAUCACCUCAACGUGCUCGACUGGAACCCUAGCAUCCUCCUCUCGAUCGUCCUCGACGACACGGUUCACUUGUGGAACCCUAAUUCCUCGGCCGACUGUGUUCUGACCACUGGAGAAAGUGGUGGUGGGUCCGUCACAAGCGUCAGCUGGGCUCCUGAUGGCCGCCACAUUGCGAUCGGGCUCGACAAUGGCCGAAUCCAACUUUGGGAUGCUGAGGGUAAGCGAAAGCUGAGGACUUUGAUGAGCCGAUCAUCAAGAAUCGGGGCUCUCGCCUGGCAAGGCAACAUCUUGACCUCAGGAGGAUCUGAUGGGCUUGUCAUCGAUAGCGAUCCCAGGUUACCCUCUUCUUCUGUUGUUGUUCAUACUUAUCGAGGGCACCGUCGAGGGGAUAUAUGUGGGCUUGAGUGGGCUGAUUCGGGCUUCAAGCAGUUGGCAAGUGGAGGAAGGGAUGGGCUGGUUUACAUUUGGGAUUCUCGAAUUGAGGAUCGGUGGAUGUUUCGGUUGAGGGCGGCUGCUACUGGUGCAGUUAGAGCCCUUGGUUGGUGCCCGUUUAGGGAAAAUUUGCUGGCUACUGGAGGAGGAGUUGGUGGUGAUGCUGAUGAUGAUAGCAAUGGGUCAAUUAAAUUUUGGAAUACAAGAACUGGAGAUUGUGUGAGCUCGGUGACAACGGGCAGUUCUCAAGUUUGUUCUCUUCUGUGGAGCAAGAGCAAAGAGGAAAUCUUAAGCUCUUGUGGGGGUAACAAGAAGCAGCUGACACUUUGGGAGUAUCCUUCCAUGGAUAGGAUUGGUGAGCUUGUUGGCCAUGGUGACCGGGUUAUGUACACGGCAUUGAGCCCAGAUGGUCAGAGUGUUGCCUCUGCUUCAGGGGGUGUGGACUUGACCCUGAGGCUCUGGAAUGUGUUUCCUCCAGUGCCAGAGGAUGUACCUAGAGUGGCCUUUGGCGAUUCACAUCGUGCACACCUCAGGCCAUACCUCCAAUGCUCGCUCUACGCUGCCAGUCUGUUUUCCAGAAAACUAAUGCAUGUUGGCUGAUUGCAUUAUAUCUGAUUGGCGGUCGAUAAGCGGGUAAGUGCAGAUAAAGUUUAAUUGGUAUUUGGUAAGCGUAAGUCUACCUUUGAUUUCAGAUUUACUAUGUUUCCCCCCUUAUAUACCAUGUUUUUGUUUAAUGAACCUAACAUAAAUUAAUAUGUUUCCUUUCAGUGCAAAAUGGUAUAAUCUGGUUUUUCUUCAUCAAGUGAGAGCCACAAUUUCAACUAGACAAUGCUAUCCAUGCAAACAAUUCAACGUGAAUGCUUAGUUAAUUAGAAAUUGGCUUCAUUAUGUUGCUCUUUUGGUAUAGUAAAUUUUUUUUGGUGUUUCUUUCUUUAGUAGUUGGUGUGUGUGUGUGUUUGUUUGUUUGUGUUUGGGUUGUCGGAUGCGUCCUUAGGCGCGGGAGAUCUAUGGGUGGGUGGGUGGUUGUGUGUCUGCAUUGGUGGGUGCAUGUGGUCAUGUGAUUGUGCAGGUGUGCAUUUGUAUUUGUGCGCUCGCGAGUGUAUGCAUGAAUGUGUGUGCUUGUGGCUGUCAUGUGUUUGUGUUCAGGUACGUGGGUAUGGGUAGGCAACUAGACAUAUGUGCAUGGAUGUGUUGGUGAGUGGGUAUACAUAUGCAAUUAACCCUUUCCAAUAUUGAACAGUUCAGAGAGUAGAAUUCUGAUUUGGAUACAAAUGUGCAAAUUACCUUGAUCCAUGCAUGGCAGAGGGAAGCGCAAGAAAAUAUUUAAUAAAUAUCUGCUCGGAAGCCAUCUUCGUGAUCAGGGAGUUUAAUCUCAUAAUACUAAUUUUCUUACUCUGAGCCUGCUUCAAGUCUUCUAAUUCACACAGCUCUCUAUGCGAUGCAGCUUUCAGAGGCAGUGUCGUUGGUAUAGCUAGUUGAUAAUACCAGGAUGCGAUAUUUUCUGGGAUGGUUAACGUGCUUCGAGCUCUUUGGAAAUUUGUUAAACAUGACUAUUUCAGAUGUAUCUUGCUAAUGUUAAUGAAGAAAUAUGUAUAUGUCGUCUAUUCUGUACUUGUGUAAGUGGCUUGGUUA